Molecule: messenger RNA, 1698 nt
Organism: Diutina rugosa
Lineage: Eukaryota; Fungi; Ascomycota; Pichiomycetes; Serinales; Debaryomycetaceae
Product: GPI-anchor transamidase subunit
Exons: 1
Coding region: 1-1698 (565 amino acids)
Biological process (GO): protein localization to cell surface; attachment of GPI anchor to protein
Cellular component (GO): GPI-anchor transamidase complex; membrane
Source: RefSeq, a predicted model, not a curated record
AUGCGUCCACAACCGAUUCACAUAUAUAGUGACCGUUCGAGUGUCGUGGAGAUUCAAUACUCCAGGUGGUCUCACGUCCGGAAAUUCGUAGUUCCCUUAGUUAUUCCUCAGUAUGUGAGUCGCGAUCGUGUCGACGUGGAAAAUUGCGAGGUGCACUUUGACGGUAUGAGUAAGCUUGGUCAGGUAUUCUGGAUUGCCGGAAUCAUACGCGUGGUGGUGCCCACCAUAUAUCCCCAAAUCGUUGACACCUUGGCACAAACCGUCGAAAUCCUGACGCCAAUCAACUCGUUCGAGACACUCAAGGAGGCCUUCUUUUAUAUCAGAAACGGCAUCAAUCUUUAUGACGGUGAUGAUAUAACCAUCCCACCCGUGUAUGUGGCACUCAUGCAGCUACUCGAUUGGCCUUACGUGGGUUCUUUACUAUACAACUUACUAUUCACAGCUAUUGACUUGUGGAUUGCGUGGCGAAUGGUUGCGAUUAAUCGGUGGUACCAAAAACAUCAAACCCGCCGAUUAGGAAAGUACGCUGAAGUGAAAGGAUUCAAUGAUGACUUAAUUGCUUCUUUCGUUUUGUUUAACCCGUUGAUUAUCCUCACCUGCAUCUCCCACCUGACACUCCCCGUGCAAGUUGUGCUUAUUGUCGAGCUGAUAUAUCAAGUUUGUGUCGGACAUAGCAUAAGCAGACUGGCCAUAACAUUGGGAGUGGCGAGUUACAUUGGGUUUACUCCGGUAUACUUAGCGCCGUCAAUUUUCGCUUUAGCUCAUGCUUUGAAACUUGAAGAACCUGCGCGGGUGUAUGUUCACGGCAUCGCCAUCUUGACCACCACCAUUAUGUUACUUGCUCUAAUCUCAGCAACAAUGACUGGCUCGACUCAAUUUCUUACUUGCUACAAGUCGAUUAUUUGGGGUGAUAAAAUUUCUCCCAACACGGGGUUGUGGUGGUACUUGUUCACAGAAAUGUUUGAGUUCUUCACUCCUUUUUAUACAGCUGUUUUCAAUAUCUACCACUUUAUCUUCAUUUUCCCUAUUACUGUCAGAUUAUUUGAGUUUGCUAAAGUGACAAAAAAAGAUCGAAUGGGAGUUUCACGGAUUGCGGUUGAUGAAAAGGGCAACUUUGUUAGCAUUGAUCCUGAUGGUACAGUGACCCCAUUGAAUUUCGGCACUGAAAAUGCCCAGAAGGAAGAACCGCAAGCAACCACCACUGAGCUGGAGGCAUUGACGACCGAAGCGACGUUGACCAGGCGCACUCAUGAAGAGUCCAAGCCCGCUACUGAGGUAAAGAAAGAGGCCGCCUCCGAAUCUGACAGUGAACACUACAAUGGUGAUUCACUCCUAGCGGUUGUGCUUUGCUUUAUAUGGCUUUCAUUCUCUAAGCUGUAUCCAGUCAUUGGGGAUUUGGGAUACGGGGUAUCGUUUCUUGCGAUAUUCAAAAACACUGCCCUUGCACACUGUCUGUACUUAUUUCCUGUGGGGCUCACGUUCGUUGUGUGUCUUUUAUUAUCUCCCAUCUUCUACUAUUGUUGGAUUGUUUUGGGGAAUGGUAACUCGAACUUUUUCUACAGCAUCAACUUGAUCUGGGGGGUAGUGCACGCGUUGAUCAUGAUGGAUGUUAUUUGGGGCAAGUUAAUAUUUGACUACAUUGUACAGCAUCAGCUAACCGAAGCUGACAAGAAAGAUUUACAGCUUACGCAACUUUAG